AUGCAGUCAGGUUUGGGAAACAUACAGGCGUCUGUGAGAGCCCAGGAAUGUCUGCAGGAGGUUAGAGUACUGGCUGCUACUAGACAUACCAGACGUGAAGGCGUAGAGACAGCGCCUCUUCCAAAAACACGCGAUUUUCUCUCAGGUUUGCAAUCGAACUCUGGGGAUGACACCCGUCAGCUUGCAAGUGGUUCAGGAACACUGGCACCGUCCACUAUUACUUCUCCGACCCCCUUUCACGCAUCGCAGAGUAACGCGGAGAAUCUUUCGUUGGAUGGACCACUCCCUAUUGCAGUCUCAUCAACAAAUAACUUGGGCACCAUCCCUUUCCUUGGUAAUACCUCUUCCACUUCGACGAUGAUCCUCCCAACGCCUGUACUCGGGUUGUCUCCACAUGCGCUCGGUGGGAAUAGGGAAGGGCCCAUCCUGGACGCCUCAUCCCUCGCUUACUCGGAGCAUCUUCCCCAUGGUGAAUUUGCCUUCCCCAACCUCGCAUCUUCCUUCUUCGACAUCACUCCUCACUGGGGAAUGUCAACUUAUAAUAGCGAAAACUUCGACCCUACUACUGCAACGUCAUCGCACCGCGCUGCCAACGAUGAACUUCCUGCUGGACCAUCUCGCGCUCGCGACCCACCAUUGAAUAGCACGCCGGCUGAAACUCGCCUAGAAACGUGUUCGAGUUCCUCGACGAACUCGGAUGCUUAUAUUUGGCUUUCUGGUUUGGCUGGGAGUAUGGGAUAUCGUCUUGUUCCGCUUUGA
Messenger RNA from Cantharellus anzutake, 759 nucleotides. RefSeq lists its product as uncharacterized. The record is from RefSeq and is a predicted model, not a curated record. NCBI's taxonomy places the organism in Eukaryota, Fungi, Basidiomycota, Agaricomycetes, Cantharellales, Hydnaceae. Bases 1 to 759 code for a protein of 252 amino acids. The transcript is spliced from 3 exons.